Carlito syrichta (Philippine tarsier) is the source of this 343-nucleotide messenger RNA. RefSeq names its product cytochrome c oxidase subunit 7A1, mitochondrial (gene COX7AH). Lineage: Eukaryota; Metazoa; Chordata; Mammalia; Primates; Tarsiidae. The record is from RefSeq and is a predicted model, not a curated record. The transcript is spliced from 4 exons. Bases 39 to 281 code for a protein of 80 amino acids. Gene Ontology annotation, biological process: mitochondrial electron transport, cytochrome c to oxygen; mitochondrial respirasome assembly; regulation of oxidative phosphorylation.
CGGAGAGGGGAGGUGACUCCGGCCGGAGAGGACGCAGGAUGAGGGCCCUGCGGGUCUCCCAGGCGCUGGUCCGCGCCUUCGGCUCAACCGCCCGGAACCGCUUUGAGAACCGCGUGGCGGAGAAACAGAAGCUCUUCCAGGCGGACAAUGACCUCCCGGUGCACUUAAAAGGCGGAGCGACAGACAACAUCUUGUACCGACUGACUAUGGCGCUGUGCCUGGGCGGCACCGUUUACAGCUUGUAUUGCCUUGGCUGGGCCUCCUUCCCCCACAAGAAGUGAGACCAAGACGUGUAGAGGACCUGGCAGACUUGGACAAGCACUAAUAAAUACUGGCCUCAGUG